Messenger RNA from Condylura cristata (star-nosed mole), 619 nucleotides. Its product is annotated as chromosome unknown open reading frame, human C19orf53. The record is from RefSeq and is a predicted model, not a curated record. NCBI's taxonomy places the organism in Eukaryota, Metazoa, Chordata, Mammalia, Eulipotyphla, Talpidae. Bases 54 to 344 code for a protein of 96 amino acids. The transcript is spliced from 3 exons.
CGGCGCUUUCCGGCUGCGACUGCGCGACGCUACGCCUCAGCCAGAGUGCGGCCAUGGCGCAGGGACAACGCAAGUUUCAGGCGCGGAAGCCUGCGAAGAACAAGGCGGUCGCUACGGCUUCGGAGCGGAGCCGGGGCCCGAGGAAGGGCGGUCGUGUUAUCGCCCCGAAGAAGGCUCGCGUUGUGCAGCAGCAGAAGCUUAAGAAGAACCUUGAGGUUGGGAUCCAGAAGAAGAUUGAACAUGACGUGGUGAUGAAAGCCAACACCAGCCUCCCCAAGAAGCUGGCACUGCUGAAGGCACCUGCCAAGAAGGGAGGGGCUGCUGCCUCCAAGGCACCUUCCUAAGGACACUGGCCUCCACAGCAGGGACCAUUCACACAGCCCCUAUCUUCAUGCUCAGACCUGUGCAGGGUCCCCUCAAACACCACCAUGAGGAAGAAGAGCCCCUGACUGCACCUCAGACUUCAGUGGGGGUUCAGACCACUAACAGGUGAUAACACAUCCCUGAAGUACAGGUCAACCUCCCGAGAUUCAGAAAUUCAGCGAAGGCCAGAGGGACAUCACCAGCUCCUGUGCCCCCUCAUUUUCCCAGGACCUCAAUAAAUCCAGCUUUGUCCUUC